CACUCAUUUGGAUUCCUAUGUUGCGAGCUGGCUGGUGGGAAAGCGAAGUGGCAAUAUUCAUCUGUGACAACGCUACAGGGGAAAAGACGUGUCCUCCGAAAUUAAUUAUUUCUGGGAUUUUGCACAUACGCUCGUUGAAUCGCCGUCUGCAUGUUGUCCAGUCAGAAAGAAUAAAGGAAGAGGAUGUGAUGCUAGGAGCCUGAUCAGAAGAGGUUGGACCAGCUCUCUACCACUAAUCACCUUAAAGGAUCCUUAGCCACUGUCUGCUGCUAUUGGACUGGUGGUGCCUUGCACCAGAACCCCUUCCAGCCAUGAGCUAAGCCUUCCCUAUCCUGGGCAUCCUGGGUAGGAUGACGGCUGUGUGCCCUGCUGGGGUGGGACCUGCUGGGGCUACAGUGGGGUGCUCCAGGGGGUCUGGGGCUGGGGUUUUGACUGGGAGCACAGCGGGUCAAGACAAGAGAUACGCACGCUGGAGCCGCUUGGAGAGCUCGGACAUCACUACAGAUGACGAGGGGGUCCCUGGCCACCGCAUCACCCCCCUGGAGAGGCUAAACCUGGACUUGUGCCAGGACGACAGAGUGGUCCGUGAGCUUACCUUGGGCCGGCGUAUCAGCUUCUACAAGGUCCGUGGAGAGAUCGGCUGUGGAAACUUUUCCCACGUCAAACUGGGGAUCCACGCCCUCACAAAAGAGUCGGUGCUGGAUAUCCUGGCCCGAGGAGACGCACUGGAGGUCUGGAGAGCAGGUCUGGCACCCUCUGUCCUGGCUGGAUCCUCACCCUAG
Molecule: messenger RNA, 782 nt
Organism: Oncorhynchus gorbuscha (pink salmon)
Lineage: Eukaryota; Metazoa; Chordata; Actinopteri; Salmoniformes; Salmonidae
Product: serine/threonine-protein kinase NIM1-like
Exons: 5
Coding region: 351-782 (143 amino acids)
Source: RefSeq, a predicted model, not a curated record